This is a messenger RNA of Hyla sarda, 4483 nucleotides long. It is a transcript of the gene ACOX2, whose product is annotated as acyl-CoA oxidase 2. Gene Ontology annotation, cellular component: peroxisome. The transcript has 14 exons. Gene Ontology annotation, molecular function: fatty acid binding; FAD binding. NCBI's taxonomy places the organism in Eukaryota, Metazoa, Chordata, Amphibia, Anura, Hylidae. The record is from RefSeq and is a predicted model, not a curated record. Bases 321 to 2333 code for a protein of 670 amino acids. Gene Ontology annotation, biological process: lipid homeostasis; very long-chain fatty acid metabolic process; fatty acid beta-oxidation using acyl-CoA oxidase.
ACCUCAGCAACAGCCUUCCUCCCUACACAGACUCAUGAGAAUACUAGUUGUGCUUCCAUGUGAACUCUUCUCCCCUCCCACAAACCUUUAUACAUCAACCAGUAACAAGACAACUCCUUGUAAUGCCUUCUGUCUGCUGGGCUGGGCCUUACCCUGCAGACCAUGAUCUGUGUCCUGCCCAGAGAUCAGUGUCCUGCCCAGAGAUCAGUGUCCUGCCCUGAGAUCAGAGUCCUGCCUGGACUUUCUGGACUCAUAUCUGUGCAGGCGGUCACAGUGCAACCAGUGCAAGGUAAGGCCUUGGCUCCUGAACACAGAAUACAAUGGCCUGGUGGAAAGUCAGCUCUGCAGGGAGAGAUGUUAACCCUGACCUUGCCAGCGAGAGAGAAAACCCUUCCUUUAACGUGGAGACCCUCACUAACAUCCUGGAUGGAGGUGUGGAGGAGACUCGCAGCAGGAGAGCAAUAGUGAGCGCCAUCAACAAGGACCCUGUCUUCAGCCGAGAAUACCUGUACUUCAAGACCCGCUCAGAGAGAUACGAAGGAGCCGUCAGGAACACUUUCCACCUAAAGAGGAAGAUGAAGGAAAUGGGAUUGGAUGAGAAUAGUUCAGAGAUUGGAUAUGUUUACAGGGCGCUAGGAGGAGAAAUUGCUCUUAACAUACACAAUGUCUUUAUGAAAACUAUCAACGCCCUAGGCACGGAUGAGCAAAUUGCCAAGUGGCUGCCCCUUGCACGUAAUUACAAAAUCUUAGGAACAUAUGCACAGACCGAACUAGGACAUGGAACCUAUCUGCGGGGUUUAGAAACCACAGCCACCUUCGACCCCAACACCCAAGAAUUUAUAAUAGACACUCCCAAGAUAACGGCGACAAAAUGGUGGCCAGGAGAUUUAGGAAAAACCUGCACUCAUGCUGUGGUCCAAGCCCAACUAUACAGUAAUGGAAUGAAGUAUGGCAUGCAUCCAUUCAUAGUCCCUAUUCGAAGUCUUGAGGACCAUUCCUCACUCCCAGGAAUAACUGUUGGGGACAUUGGGCCCAAGAUGUCCUUUGAGCAUAUAGACAAUGGAUUUGUCAUGAUGAGGAAUAUUCGUAUACCAAAGGAAAACAUGUUAAGCAGAUACUCACAGGUACUGCCUGAUGGCUCCUAUGUUAAAAGUGGAUCUGAGAAGAUAAACUAUUUCAGCAUGAUUGGUGUGAGGGUUGACAUGCUCACAAGGGAGGUGCUGGAGCCAUUGAUGAAGGCCUGUACCAUCUCUGUCCGAUACUCCACUGUGAGACGCCAGUCAGAGUUAAAACCAGGGGAUAGAGAACCAAAAAUUCUUGAUUACCAAACUCAGCAACAAAAACUCUUACCCCUUGUGGCCACAUGUUACUCCAUCAGUUUUAUGGCUAAAUAUUUGGAGAAGUUUUACAAAGACUCAUACAGUGAGAUUAGAAAGGAGAACUUUAACUCUCUCCCAGAGCUCCAUGCUCUCGCAUCUGGAAUAAAGGCUUUUGCAACAGAGAUCUGUUCAAAUGGGGUAGAAGUCUGCCGCAAGGCAUGUGGGGGCCACGGCUACUCCCUCUACAGUGGUUUACCCUCUCUCUACACCAAAGUGACUGCUUCAUGUACUUAUGAAGGGGAGAAUACCGUCCUGCACUUGCAACUGGCAAGGUUUUUGAUUAAAUGUUUUGCUGGUGCCCAGUCAGGCAGACCAUUGCCAACCAGCAUAGCCUAUCUAUCUUCUCCAGCUACUGGUAAUUGCCAGGCAAGGGCACAUGGUGACUUCCUGAAUCCGGAGGUGUACUUGAAGGCUUAUGAGUUUAGGGCAUACAGCCUUAUAGCAUCUGCAGCACACAAAAUUCAGAACUUACUACAGUCAGGAGUUGAACAAUACCUGGCGUGGAACAGCACCUCUGUGGAGUUGGUAAAAGCCUCAAUAGCUCAUAUCCAUUUCCUGACUGUAAAGAUUUUCAUCUCGGCUCUGAAUUCGCUCCCCGAUCAGCCUGACCUAAAGACGUCUCUGAAGAGGCUGUGUGACCUGUAUGCAUUGCAUGGAAUAUUCAUAAGUGCUGGUGACUUCUUACAACAUGGACAUCUGUCAGGGAAACAGCUGGACAUGGCCACUACAGCUUACCUGGGCCUCUUGGCUGACCUCCGGAAAGAUGCAGUUCUGCUUGUUGAUGCUUUUGACUACACUGAUGAAGAGUUGUUAUCGGCCCUCGGGACCUAUGAUGGAAAUGUGUACCAUAACCUGAUCGAUUGGGCACAGAAAAAUCCUGAGAAUAAGAAGGUGAAUCCAGUAUUUGAGACUUACCUAAAGCCAUACUUGCAAAGCAACCAAUCCAAAUUAUAAAAAGGACCCAAAGGCCACAUAACAUGAUUUUAGGGUCUCCCAUUGUAAUUGAUGUGUCACAACUCAAGGAUGCUUUUUCUGAUGUUAAGAAUCUAUAUUUGCUUGGAAUGUAAUGUAUAUAGGGGACUCUCCUCCCCAACCAAUGUCAGAGGAAAGAAGGACAUGUUGGAUUUUUGUGUUUCUGAGUAUCACAACUCUUACCAGAAAGAUCUCUGUACUGUUCAAUGUGUUUGUACAUUCUAAUCAGAUCUCCCUUAAGCCGCCUUUAUCAACCUUGGGAUUGUUCUGCUGGAAAAUCUGUUGGAAAACUAGAGAAACAAAAAGAACUACGAUACCUGUCCCCAGGUUGUGUGUGUGCUAUUGCAGCUUAGUUCAAUUAAAGUGAAAGGAGCCAAAUUGUAAUACCACACACAACCUGAGGAUAGAUGUGGUGCUGUUUUUUAUUUUAUAGAAAUCAGCUGUUUUUCAUUUCCUGGAUAACUCCUUUUAGACACAAAUUUAAACAACUUCCCCUUUCUUAUUUGUCUGAGUAUUUUUAAACAGAUUUUUAACCCUGCAAACGUAUUGCCCUGUCCUGGUUACCACCUAGCCAUGCUUUAACCCCUUUAAAGGGGUAUUCUGGUGGAAACAAUUUUUUAUAAAUCAACUAGUGCCAGUAAGUUAAAUUGAAAAAAUCUUAAUCUAAGUAUUUAUCAGCUGCUGUAUACUACAGAAGGAGUUCCCCCUGGAGUUCUUUUCUGUCUGACCACAGUGCUCUCUGCUGACACCUCUGUCCAUAUCAGGAACUGUCCAGAGCAGGAAAGGUUUUCUAUGGGGAUUGGCUUGUACUCUGGACAGUUCAUGAUACACACAGAGGUGUCAGCAGAGAGCAGUGUGGUCAGACAGAAAAGAACUCCAGAAAGCAAUACAAAUUCCCCUGUAGUAUACAGCAGCUGCUAAGUACUGGAAGGAUUAAGUAAUUUACAAAUCAGUUUAACUUUCUGGAAAAAGUUGAUUUGAAAAAAAUGUUUUUCCACUGGAGUACCCCUUUAAGGACGCAGCCUGUUUUGGCCUUUUUUCAAAUCUGACCUCUGUCGUUUUAUGCAUUAAUAUCUCUAAGAUGCUUUUACAUAUCUGUCUGAUUCAGAGACUGUUUAUUGUAAUUUGUCACAUAUUCUUCUUUAAGAUAGUGGUAAAUAUUCAUCAAAGCAUCAUUUCUUUGUGAAAACUUGAAAAAUUUCAUGUAUAAAAUUGAAAAAUUAGCAUUUUUCUAAAUUAGAAUUUGUUUGAAAGAAAAAAUGAUUCCAAAUAAAUGGCACGUUGAUCCAUACAUACAAUAUGUCUACUUUAUGUUGACAUCAUAAAGCGGACAUGUUUUUACUUUUUGAAGACACUGGUGUGGUGCUGUGCGGCGUCCGUUGCUGCCAUGGCACCGUGUCUAUGGGGAGGCGCAGUCCCUGGGACUGGUCUGAGUGGCAUUGGAGCUGCUCUGCCAGUGGGUCGUUCCCCCUGUGAGCACUGGUGUUGCGGCGGUGGUGGUUGCCGCCCAGUGCUACGACAUUUUAUGCUAGGGACGUUAGGGACCCACUCUAAAUAGGUGGCCUUGACGUGGGCUUGCACUUUUUGAUCAAAAUGUAUACUAACAACCUGUUAGUUUUUGAAUGAAUGCUGAGAAGCAAGUAGAUCAAAAUACAAAAUGUGGAUGUGCGACCAUGUCUGUCUUCUCUAUUUGAACUCACAUAUGUCUACUUUAUGUUGACAUCAUAAAGCUGACAUGUUUUUACUUUUUGAAGACAGAGGGCUUCAAAAUACAACAGCAAUUUUUCACGAAAAUUUCUAAAUCUGAAUGUUUCAUGGACUAGUUCAGUUUUUAAAGUGGAUUUUUAGGGGCCUUCAUAUUAGAAAUCCACCAUAACUUACCCCAUUAUAAAAACUGCACCCCUCAAAGUAUUAAAAAUGUAAAAGGAGAAAAAGCUACCCAAAAUGUGUUAUCCAUUUUCUCCCAAGUAUAAAAGUACCCCAUAUGUGGAUAUAAAAAGCUGUGCGGGCGCACAGCAAAGCUCAAAAAGUAGGAAUCGCCUUUUGGCUUUUGGAAAGAGUAUUUGGCUGAAAUAGUUUUUGGGGCCAUGUCGCAUUUACAAACCCCCCAUGGUCCCAGAACAGCAGAACCC